CUCGUCCUUGUCAAACCUUACAGUGGUCAGGCUAUCGCCGUUGACUUGACAGGAGUAGUAGAAAUACAGCAUGGACACUGCCAAUCACUUAAAGUCAGUGCAGGGCCCAUGAGUCAAGGAACUGCGUGAAAGACAGUGCCUUUAAUAACAGAAGACAUAUUUAUAUCUAGAUUUAUCUCAUCGGAAUCCUCGUAACGCUAACAAAAACGUUAUGUAGCAGUAAGCUAACAGCUAGCUGGCUAUCGUUACUUGACCUGCUGUUUGUGGCUAACUUGGAAACAGCUUCUGUGGAGCUUGUAACAGAACAAGUGAGGGACACCAAAGCUCGGGGAGGCUCUGAGUCGGUGCUACAUUCAUAAGCUCUCAGCGCCUGGUGCUGCCCACCCCACCCUGCUGUUUGAAUUCAUGAGUGCUCUUAGUGACAGCCGUGCUUAGUCCUUGGGAAUGGGGAAUGGAGUCCAGGAACAACGGGCAUCACUCACAAAGGGAGAAGUGCUGCCACUGGCCUCCACAACUCAGACAGAAUCCAGCUAUGAGGGACUGAAAUCCACUCGCUCUGUCCUCAACUCGCUCUUCUCGGGGGCUUUAGCAGGAGCUGUGGCCAAAACAGCUGUUGCCCCACUGGACAGAACCAAAAUUAUCUUUCAAGUGUCUUCAGCCCGAUUCUCAGCCAAGGAGGCCUACCGGUUGAUCUACCGCACCUACCUGAAGGAUGGCUUCCUCAGUCUGUGGAGGGGGAACUCUGCCACUAUGGUGCGAGUCAUCCCGUACGCUGCCAUCCAGUUCUGUGCACACGAGCAGUACAAGGGGCUGCUGGGAGGUUACUAUGGCUUUCAGGGAAAAGCUCUACCUCCAGUUCCAAGGAUACUUGCAGGGUCGCUGGCAGGUAUCACAGCCGCCAUGUUGACUUAUCCACUGGACAUGGUACGAGCUAGGAUGGCUGUAACUCCAAAGGAAAUGUACGGUAACAUUCUUCACGUGUUUGUGCGGAUAUCCAGAGAAGAGGGUCUGAAGACUUUAUACCGAGGCUUUACUCCCACCAUACUGGGUGUUAUGCCCUAUGCUGGUCUCAGCUUUUUCACCUAUGAGACACUGAAGAAAGUACAUGCUGAGCGCAGUGGGCGUCCACAGCCCUAUUCCUAUGAACGUCUUGCAUUCGGAGCCUGUGCGGGUCUCAUCGGCCAGUCGUCUUCGUACCCUCUGGAUGUGGUCCGACGCCGUAUGCAGACCGCAGGAGUCACGGGUCACACUUACGGUACGAUCUUGGGCACCAUGAGAGAGAUAGUGUCUGAGGAGGGUGUCAUCCGUGGACUCUACAAAGGUCUCAGCAUGAACUGGGUCAAAGGACCCAUUGCAGUGGGGAUCAGCUUCACCACAUUUGACCUCACUCAGAUCCUCCUGAGGAAGCUGCAUCAGAUGGGCUACACCAACCGAUAAUUCUGAUACUCUGAGAGAGGAGAAAAGGGGGGGCAUUGGGAUGACAAGUUCUUCAUCAUCCCCUGAACAGAAACAAAGGAAAAUGGAGAGUGAUUAGUGUGUGUUGGAUUGAAGCAAAUACACACACACAGGCUCAGGAUGCAAGGGUAAUAUAGUAGUUGUAUUCUCUUGCUUUAUUUGUGUGCAACAUGGGGUGCAACAGUCCCUGCUGGCGUGAGGUGUGUUGGAUGGUACCGAGUACAUGUACACGCUGUUUUCAUGAACAUCUAAGUGCAAUAUGUGAUUUUAUGUGUGUACAAAUACAUGAUAACACUCCUGUCCUAGUGGGACGGGCCUGUGAGUGUCUUUGUCAAUCAGAGAAUUUCACAUCAAACACACACACACACAAAAAAACCACACAAACACAAACACACACACACACACACCCACACACACACACACACACGCACGUGCAGGCCUCCCAACUGCCUUGUGUGUCUGCCUAACACUGACAAUGCAAUGGAGGUUGCCACUCCUUGGCUUUUAAGAAGCAUUGGAUUAAAAAAAGGAGUAAAAUAAGAUCCUUUUGAGAUUUGUUUAGUUUAGAGUGAGCACAUUUUAAGCAGCUUUACCAAAGGUUAGUAAAUAAGCUAGUAUCAGAUUAUAUAAUGUCAGAAUAUUUAAGGACAAAGGAUAACCGUAGAGGAAAACUCUUGCCCAGCACAUGUGAUCACAUGGUCAGUUUUUGUUUGAGUGGAAUAUAAAGUUCAGGUUCUUUUAGUUUUAGUUUUAGUUGUUGUUUAGCGACUGUGCUGACAGCAGACACACACACUCUGUUUGAUGCCAGUGCCAAGUGAUGAGUAGUGUUAAGAGUUCCCCGAUUCUCUUGUUUGUGUACGCUGUAGUUCUACAGUAUAACGCUCUCGACAAAGCUGCAAGUAUUAGUACAGGUGAUCAAACAGAUUUCAGUAUAUGGAGAAUCUUAAAGCUCCAAUUUUAAUUCCUCUUGAGAGACACACACACCUUCCCUUCAUAAAGCUAAAUUUAUUUAUCUUAUGUGAGAUCAUACACUCACUGAUUCGACAGCUUGGAUAGAAACACCUUCAGUCUGAGAUCUAAUGUAAUCCAACAGCCGCCCUGCAGUGAAUGCCACCUUUACAUUUACAGCUUUGUGUUGCUGCUGCUGCUGUUGUGGGCAAAGUGUUGAUUAAGCCCUCUUUGAGGGAUUUUGGAUUCCAGUUUAUCUACAGGUGUUUCUGUUGAUCUGUCCGAUUCAUGUCACUGCACCAUCACAUAUCCACAUUUACAGUUUACAGAUGUCGUCUUCCAUUUUGCUGCAAGUGUUACUGCGAGAGUUCGACUGUUCCUUUAAAAACAAACUAUAGAUUUUUCUUUGAGACACUCCUGUUGUAGAGCUGUAGCAUUUCAUGCCAAUGGUCUGACUUGACUGGAAAUAUGCACACACCUGCUGAAGAAGUCAUCGGAUUUCUUUUUUUUUUAGAGGCAUUAUUGAAAGUGUUCUCAGUAUUGUUCUUUACCUCAGCACAUAAUCAAAUGUCCAUGAUGAUCUAACAUGUUGUUUUUGUAUGUGUAGGAGUUUCAAGCGUGAGGCGAGUUGUUUAGUUUUGAUUUAACACUAUCUGAGACGGUGUCAGCAGCAUUGAUGCAGGCACAAAGUCUACAAAGAGAGUCAUAGUUUCUAUAGUUAGAGCGCACAUACUGAGGCAGGGGACUGAGCUGAGGGAGCAGCUGCUGCAGAGCCAAGUGGAGCAGAGGGCAGGAGACCAGUGUCACCUUUAUCAAAAUAAAACAGGAACUUUUCAGACUCCAGAAAUGAGAUUUAUCACCUAUUAAUUAUUAUUGAUUGAUCUCUAUAUUUUUUAAUAUCAUCAGACAAAGUGUCUGCAAUAGAACCACAUUUUUUUUUUAUCACAAAUAGACAUUGUGUGAGUCUUACAGAUCAUUAAAAUUAGAGUUGAGAACAUUUUUGUCCACUUCUAAAAUAAUUAGUAAUUUUUAUUCAAAGGUACAAUAUUGAUUCAACUUGUGUUGGCUAGGAUUACAUUACAUUACAAAGUGGACCAUGACACAGAAGUUCUGCUUUAAUAUAUUGCGAUGUAUUGUGAUUAGGGUUGCAAAUGUGUGGGACAUUUCCAGUAAAGUUCCAUGGGAAGUUAAGCUUGGGAAUUUUGGAAAUAUUCCAAAUUGGAAACUUCCCAUGAGAACUAUGGGAAUUUAUAGGGAUUGAUGGCAAUUAAAUGGAAAAGGUAUCAUAUCCAAGUAUAAAUAUUUGAUUUGUUAUAAGCAGACAUCAAAAAUAGAAAUCAUCUGUACAUGUGAUGGAGGAAUGCACAGUGCAUGUAGGGGGCAUGGUCUCAAUAGCCCUGCAGCAAGCAGUGUGCUGUGUGCAUGUGAUUGAGGAAUAGCACAGAUAUUCAACUGUACUUACAUGAAAUCUGGUUGUUUUAGUCAGGAUUAUGCUAAAAUAUAUUUUCCCCAACUAUAUUUAAGUUCCCUAUUAGGAGCCAAACUUCAAUUGAGGUUGCUGGUUUAUUCCCAUCAAUUCCUGUUAAUUCCCAUGGAAAGUUUCCAACUUUGAAAAUUCCUGGAAUUUUGCAACCCUAAUUGUGAUGCUCUUAGAAAGGCAAUAUAUCAGAUAUAUUUUUUUUAAACAAUAUCAAGUCAUAUAAAACCACCAUAUGCAUGGAAUCUGGGUAAAGUCGUUAUACUUUAAAUAUUCUGUAUGCAGUCAGUCCCAGUAACAUCUUACUCUGCAAUCUGAGUUAAAUAAGUCAUAUUUGCCUGUAAAUGUUAAAAACAAAAAAAAAACAUUUAUCUUCCUAUAAAUUCAAACUCUGUACUUUUUUUCAGUAUAAAAUAUUUAAAAUAUUCUCUUACAUUCUUUUCAAAAUUCACAUUAGUAAUUAAAAACAAUUUACUGUGUGUUUUUUAUUCCUCAUAAGCAAUACACAUUUUUGCAAAACAGCCCAAACAUCUCAAACGUUAAGCACAUGGACUCUGUGGCUGAUUAAUGUAAUGUAAUCAUGUUUUAAAUUAUAACUAAUCAGAGAAGAAGUGAAGUCAGACUGCUACAACACUUAUCUGAGGUAACUCCCCUCUGCCGUGCCCCAGUCUCAUCACCAUGUAAUGUGACUGCUGUCUGUCUGCAGAUGAUUGCAGAUGUGGUUGUUUUUUCUUUGUCGUGUGAACCAGGAGAGUUUUAGCAGUGCUCUGUUGACUGAUACCUAAACAUAGUCGCUGUAGUAUCAUUUUAAUCAUCAAACAAGUAAACCACAAUGUAGUGUGGUUAACAAAACAAGAUGAGUGUUUUAAUAUCAAUCUAACAUGUGAUAUCUCGCCUUAGGUAGCAGGAUGGAAUAAUGUGCAGCUGAGGUGUUGACAGCCUGAAGUCUGCUGAGGUAUGCUGUGCAGUGAGGUGUACACGCUGACUGAAAGCUGAGCCAAGGCUAGUUUCUGACUCAUAAGUGCCUAGCGAGGAGUAGUAAUGAUCUUACUAUGACUCAGCUACUUCUACUAACCUGUUUGAAGGUUGCUUCCAUUUUCUAGCCUUGCUCUGGUUGAAGUUUUGAAUAUUCACAGGACAGAAGGUGGUUUUGAAGUUUGUGGAUGUGAGGAACCUCUGUGUCUGAAUGUAGAACUUCAGGUUCAGUUUUUGUAUUUGAAUUUUAUAAAACUAAAACCGCCUUGCGGGGUAUUGUUGCGUAGGUGAGAGACGUGCUCCUUAGCUCCCUAGCAGACUUUAUCGAUCCAUUCCAACCAGAUGAGGACUAAUCUGAUUAUUGUAGGAGAAGCUAUUGAAAGUAUGUUUAAUGCUUAUUUGUACCAGAUUUUGAUUAGAGUAAGAACAUUAACAAUACUGUGAUGUUUAAAUCAUCCUGUUGGCCUACCUACAAAUCAAAGCAGAUUGGUAAAUAAAUGUUGAACACAAUAAAAGGAGAAUUGAUGAAAACCCAGACAAUCAUAAAAUGCCAAACAAUUCUGUGUUUUCUUUUGAAAGAUUGUGUUGUUGUUGUUGUUGUUGAGAACCUGACAGUGGCUUAAAGAGUGAAACACUAACGAAAAACUGGUGAAAAUGUGAUUUUUAUUUGCUCUUGUUAAAGCAAGUCGAAUUGUUCUCGCCUUGUUUUUGGGGUAAUACUACAUCAAUGUGCAGACAUUUAAUGCUACUGUGUUUGCAUGCAACAACAGAUCAACUCGUGUUUUUUGUGUUUCAGUGCAGCACUAGUGAGACGGCUGCUUUGUGAUUUGGAGUGAUUUGUGCCAACUGAAUGUAAAUGUACCAACUAACAUCAGACCCUGUGUCCUGUCUCUAGUGAUGAUGGUGUUCCUGCAGGAAUGUUUUGAAAUAUCAAAUUCUCAAAUAAAACUGUGUUGGAAAAAGA
This is a messenger RNA of Notolabrus celidotus (New Zealand spotty), 5819 nucleotides long. RefSeq names its product mitochondrial coenzyme A transporter SLC25A42-like. The transcript is spliced from 8 exons. The record is from RefSeq and is a predicted model, not a curated record. Lineage: Eukaryota; Metazoa; Chordata; Actinopteri; Labriformes; Labridae. Gene Ontology annotation, cellular component: mitochondrial inner membrane. Bases 445 to 1437 code for a protein of 330 amino acids. Gene Ontology annotation, biological process: transmembrane transport.